Messenger RNA from Diuraphis noxia (Russian wheat aphid), 1350 nucleotides. RefSeq lists its product as uncharacterized. The record is from RefSeq and is a predicted model, not a curated record. Lineage: Eukaryota; Metazoa; Arthropoda; Insecta; Hemiptera; Aphididae.
AUGUCACACGCUGUACAAAGAACUUUAUCUGAAGUAACAGCUGAAUCAUCGGCUCGAUGGAAGACUAGACAUACCACUAACACUAGUAAUCAUUUUCGAAUUGCACAUCCGAACUUAAUAGAAUAUACUCAGAUGUGUCCACUUUGGUAUCGUGUAGUGUCAAUUGAUGUCGAUUCAGCWGAGUCGAAUGAAGCAUUCUCCUCUCCGCGGCCUCAAAAAUUUCAACGCACAACAAAUGGUCGACGAAAUAUUGCAGGUGUAACUAAUUCUCAAUCGGAUGUGGAAUGGUAUCGUAAGGUUAAUCGUGACGUUAUUGAAUCACAGAAAUCGUUCUCGUCAUCGCGAUCCAAAAGACUCGAACGUAGGAGUGAAAGUCAACAUCCAACACCACAUACGUCGUCUUUUCAAGCUCAUUUAAACAAUUCUCGUCAACAGAGUGAGAAUUUAGUGAAUAUUACUCAUCGUGCUGAUUCACAAACUGAACCGAUUGCCUCCAAUACUUCAUCCAACAAGAGUGAAAGUCGCCAAUCUGAUAAUGUUAUUMCUUCAGCCUUACAAUGUCAACUUCAAAACGUCAACAGUAAUCAAUCACCAGCUGUAUCAAUUCCCUCAAGUUCUGAACGUGGUGUUGCUCAAGAUACGUCGUUUGUUUCUUCUUUAAAUGUGACUAAUAAUUCAAACCGUGCACAAGUAUUAAUAGACCUCGAUGAUAUUGAUACUGAUACUGAAGAUCAAGCUGRUUCGUCUUAUGAAUUCAACCGUAAUUUAGUAACCCGUGCGAUAGAAAAUACUCCGAAAAAUCCUCCAACCAAUUCAUCGAUAGUCAAUGAACCUGAAUCACUUGAAGUUAUUAUUCGUUCCAGGAAUAAUGCUGAUUAUAGAUUUUCUAUCUCUAAUCCUGAUAUUAUUCGAAUGCAUAAGGUUUUGCAAAGACGUAUUUUGAGUUCAGAGAAUACAAGUUCUUCAAAUAAUUCAAAUUUGUAUCAACAAGUCAAUCACUAUAUGCGAGUUUUGAGAAGUGCCAUGUUAUCAACAGACUCCAAUUCAUCAAGUAUUUCAUCCCUUAUGAGUGCUUCAAUUCCUCGAUCACUUACUAUUGAUCAAUCUUCUUAUACUCUACUUCAGAAUACAUCUGAAAUGCCACCAGUCAUAAUUAUUAACCGCAUACAAAAUGGUUGUAUCAUUAAAGAAUUGACAAACUGUGCUAUAUGUUUGGAAGACGAUAAUGGUAAUGUCUUAUUAGAGCCAUGUAAUCAUUACAAUAUAUGUGGGACUUGCAUGGAAAGACUGACAAUAUGGAUUUGUCCAAUUUGUAGAAGUCAAAUAAAAAAUAUAAUUGUUUAUGUUUAA